AUGGCAGAAGCAGCUAGUGAACCAGACUAUAGUGUGGAUGAACAUGCCAAAGAAGGAUAUGUACGUCUCAGGAUUAAGAUUCCCAACCUGAAAGUCAAAGGUCCUGGUAUGAUGGACAAAAUACUACACAGACAUCCUCACCCUGAAGGGAAGAAUGCAGUAAUUGAAGUACCUGUAUUUACUAAAAGGAGUUUUGAGCUAAAUGUAAGAGGAGCUACAGCUGGAGCAAUGAAGGGAGCUCAGUAUUGCCUGAAGGUCCACCGGUUACCAUUUCCCAUUGAUGAUGAUGAUUGCUACAUUACAGCAGAAGAUGGCUGGAUUGUCAUGUUCUUGAAGAAGACUGACGAGAGUGAGUCCUGGGAGAAAUUUAUCAGAGACGGUGCACUGGAAACAGCCACCAACGACUAG
Molecule: messenger RNA, 408 nt
Organism: Candidula unifasciata
Lineage: Eukaryota; Metazoa; Mollusca; Gastropoda; Stylommatophora; Geomitridae
Source: the annotation of a GenBank genome assembly